AUAUUGUUAGAAAAUCUUUCUAUUUUGAAUAAAUGCUGUUCUUUUUUUUUUACUUUUUAUUCAUCAAAGAAUCCUGAAGAAGGUAUAACAGGUUCCAAAAAAAUAUUAAGCAGCAAAAACUGCAAUGUUUCCAACACUGAUAAUAAAUUUGAAUGAUUUCUGAAGGAUCAUGUGACACUGAAGACUGCAGUGAUGGCUGAUAAAAUUUUACAGUAUAUUAAAAUAGAAAACCAUUAUUUUAAAUUGUGUUUUUUUUCUGUAUUUCUGCUCAAAUAAAUGCAUCCUUGAUGAGCAGAAGAAAUAACAUUAAAAUCUUACUGACCUCAAACCUUUGAAUGACAGUGUACAUGGUACCAGAUUCAGUCAAACCAGUCAUGUCUAUUGAAUAUUUAUGGCUAUGUAAGAUAUUUUUCUCACAUUUAUCUUAUGCAUCUUAUUUGUCUUAUUUAAGUCUCUUGUGCAGAAACUAGAAACUUUUUUAUCCUUGUGAAAAACGAGCACGUUCGCCCUCUUGUGUCCAGAAUUCUGCAUUGCUCUGAACUCCUUGUCUGGACUUAUUUGUCCGUGGAUUUACAUAACUUGUUCAGAGAAGCAAAUAUGCUUGUUAAUGUUACAUUAAAGUUCGUAUUUUAAAAUAUCUAUCUUAUACUAUUUUACUAUAUAACUUAAAACGGUGUGACUACCUAGAAAUAUAUAUGCUAUUCAUAAAAAUUAGAUAUAAAUAUAUAAUAACAUUUUAGAAAAUAUGCAGAGUAGCAAAACAAAUUUGUAACAUCAAACGAAAAUGUCAUAGCACAGCUGUUCACGUGUAAGCGUUUGACGUUUGAGAACAUGACGUCUUCUCUUCUCAUAACUAUCUUCAAUAAAUCUGAAUCUGACAAUCGCCACACCAGGCCUAAUAAGGUGCUAAUCGUGUCUUUCAUGUCAAAACAUUUGAUGUUAGAACCAAACUGCGGCAGGAUGUAAGGAACGUCGAACAGGAAGUUCACAUUCAAUUAUUAAUUUCUGUUGCGCAUGAGAGUUUGUUUAAACAAUAAACAUUUUAAGCGUUUAAAUUAAAACGAGCGAUUUUCAUAAAUGAUCUGCAUUAUGAUCCUAAUCGCUGACAGAAAGAACGCAGCAAUAUUUACAGUCGUUACCUUUAUGAUGUCGCUAUCGAAUUGUUUGUUGUUUUAUCAAACCGAGGCGGGAUCCUUUUGAAUAGAGCUGUCUUUCGUAUGUAGUAGAGAGGUGUUAAUUAGCGCAUGUUUUGUUGAUUGGCGUGUACCUGCAUCCUUUGAUUAAGGGAUAUACUACCCGUGAGAAUUAGAUGGUACUUAUAUUGACAAAGGGCCUCAAAAUAAUCGACAAGGGAAGGACAGAAGACUGACAGAAAUCACACAAGGAUCCAGGACUUAAGUUUACUCACGCAUGGAUCAUGUGUAUUGUACAAAAUGAGCCAAGCAGGGCCCUAGACUGAGGAUUGUUGCCAAUUAAUUUCACUAACAUCACUCUGUUAAAAAUAGUUUUACAUAAAAAUAUCCAGAAUUUGCAUUACGUAUAUUAAUUUUAUGUGAGUUUAUUUGUUUACAUUUCAAACUAAUGAUCCAACAAACAAUUUUUAAACUAUUCAGACAAACAUGCCUGAGUGUAGUUAUAGUUUUCCAGAUUUAUUUAUUUAUUAUUCAAAUAUUGAAUUUUUAUUUUUUGCAAAUAUAUACAACUUAAUCAUCUCUUGUAGCAGAUAUGGUAAUAUUUAUCUGGGCUCAAACAGUGAGCUCUUUUGUCUGAUUCUGCAUUUGUAUUGCAUUAAUUUGCCUCCAUCUCCAGCCAGUCAUUUGUCAUCUGUUCUUCCUGUGAGCUCCUUUAGUCUGUCUGACAUCUUAGAGCAAAUAGGGGGGCCAAUACACAUACUCAGACACUGGGCCCUCAGUGCCACUAGCCCCUCUUCUAAUGUUAGUGUGACCAAACAAGGCAUGGCAAAUCUGGCAAUGGAAUCAGAUAAUCACCAACCUGUGAAGAGCCUCCCAAUCCACAUCCAUAGCGCAGCCCUGGAUUAAACAGUCUGUUUGCCUAAUAAUUUUAAUCUGUGCAUCAAGCAGUAGGAUGGUGGUCUUCCAAUAAACAUCUAAUCCCUCAGCCCACCCAAUGAUGAUGAGGACGAUCAACAGAAAGGUGCUUAGAAGGACCGAAAACUCUGUACUGGCAGACUCUUGCCAGACUAGGAAUGUUUUACAAUGUCCAGGGGAAUGUACACAUGAGGAACAAGGGUGCUACAUCAACGUGCACAUGCAAACUGGAAAGGAGAGUGCGUUCUAGGUUCACUAUGUCUGGAAGGUCAUCGGUAAAUCCACAAAACAAGAACAUCAUGUGUAAGCAAUAAAGAUAACAUUAAAUUCACCACCCCUUUGUCAAAGUGCGAACAACUGGGGGUCUCAUAGGCGCAUAUAAGGACGGUCCGCUGUCAAAGCACAGUCGUCUCAGCUCGAGAACAACAGCACAGAGUCAGAACCUCUCCAGCAGCUUCACUUGGAAAGAUGUCCUCAAUCCGUGCAGCGUGCCUGCUUUGCGCAGCACUUUUCGCAGUGGUGAGGGGUUUCACCCACGAAGACAUGAAAGACGCUCUGCUGAAGAAACUGGGACUUAAUGAAGUUCCGAAAAUUCACAAGAGGGAUCUGGAGAACCUUGUGAUUCCAGCGCACAUUAAGAACAAAUAUAUUUCCAUGCUGAAACUGCACCACGCAAGAAAACGCCGCUCGCUUCCAAGUUUAGCCGGCAUACUCAGGGGAAUCCCUGGCAAUGCAGACAUCUCUGGUGAGUUUGUAUAUUCUGACACUACACGUCAACGUGUGGUGUUUGAGAUGACAUCAAGGAUUCCUGAGAACAGUGAAGUGACCAUGGCAGAACUAAAACUGUUCAAGAAAGCCCCACACAAGCGUUCCAUACCAGAGAGAAAGGGCCACAGACCCGUCAACAACGCCCGGGUGAGCAUCUACUGGGUGGAACCUCUGGAGGACGGGUCAAACCGAACUUCACUAGUGGAUUCCAGGUUGAUUCCCAUUCACGAAACCGGCUGGAAGAGCUUUGAUGUCACCCAGGCGGUGCAAUAUUGGUCAAAGAGCCGAAUGGAGAUGCCCAUGCACCUUGAGGUGUGGAUCGAGGGCGAAAGACCCGGCAGUUACGCGGCAGAAAUGGCCAAGUCUGUCCGCUUCACAACUCAAGAUCCAAACGACAACACUCUGGGAAAACCUGAGCUUGUUCUUUACACCCUGAACCUCGAAGAGUUCGGGUCUAGUGGAGACUGUGAAACCAACAAAGACAGUGAAAUGUGCUGCAGGGAAAAAUAUUUCAUCAAUUUCCGAGCCUUGACUUGGACCCAGUACUGGAUCAUCGAACCCUCCGGGUACCAGGCGUUCCGGUGCAACGGCGGCUGCCGGCAGCCCAAACGCAACUACGGUUACGGAGAGAGGAAGUGCGCGGUUGUGGAAAGCGCACCGCUACCGAUGAUGUAUUUAGUGAAAAAGGGAGAUUAUACUGAAAUUGAGGUCGCUGAAUUCCCAAAUAUGAUUGUAGAAAAAUGUGGAUGCGCAAUGGAUAAUAUUUCAGUUGUAUGAAUAUGCCAUUUGCCAUCGACAACGUGACACAAUGUACUUAAAAGCUUAUUGAGGUACCUCAAGCACUUCGUAUAAAUUUGUAAAUAUUGCUAAAUUGAUAUGCAUUUAUUUUUGCAUUUGUAUGCCGUAUGAAAUAACUGAUUUGUAGAUGUUAUAUUUUGAGCAGUAAA
Molecule: messenger RNA, 3763 nt
Organism: Labeo rohita (rohu)
Lineage: Eukaryota; Metazoa; Chordata; Actinopteri; Cypriniformes; Cyprinidae
Gene: lft1
Product: lefty1
Exons: 5
Coding region: 2517-3593 (358 amino acids)
Biological process (GO): SMAD protein signal transduction; BMP signaling pathway
Cellular component (GO): extracellular region
Molecular function (GO): growth factor activity; cytokine activity; transforming growth factor beta receptor binding
Source: RefSeq, a predicted model, not a curated record